AUGAGUGAUUCAAAUUCAAUGAACAAUAAACAACAACCACGAUAUUUUCGACGAACAACAACAAUAACAACGAAAAGUUAUACAAUCAAUUAUGGUAUAAUCGAAGUAAUUGAUUGGGAAAAUCAUGAAAAAUUGUUACAAAAAGAUCGAAUAUUAUUGAAAAAUAAUCGUAAUGUUUGGCAUUAUGAACAUAGAUCGACAAUCAAUCGUUAUGAGAUUGUUUAUAGGCAAAAUAAUCCAUUACAAUAUUCAUUUCUUGUAUUUCAUAGUCUAUGCAAGAAUGAUUCAGAUCAAUAUUUUGAACAUCUAAGUGCGGUAUUGAAUAAUCUAUCUGAAUAUAUGACAUCAAUAAAAUUCGAAGCAUUCGAAAAUCUUAAAACAAUUAUGGAAAUUCUAUCCACGAAUCCAAAUUGGAGUACAACACAUGUGGCUGCUCGGCUUGGUUAUAGUCAAUUUUUUAAAAAUAAAAGAGAUAUCGCCAUAAAGGAAAUUAAUCUACAAAUUCAACCAGAUGGAAUGACACCAUUACAUUUGGCCAUCCAUCAUAAUCAUAAAGCUAUAAUUGAAAUCGUGUUACUAGAUCUAUAUCCAAAUCUAAAUCUAUUGGAUUUUAAACAAUAUUCUGUAUUACAUCAUGCUGCACUUUCUAGACGAGAUAUUUUUCGUUUAAUUCUUAGUCAACCAAACAUGUUUGAUAGAAUUUUAUGGAAAAAUCAUCAAGGAUCAACAGCAUUACAUUUGGCUUGUUUUGCUCGAAAUUAUUUGAUUGUAUAUGAAUUUCUAAAAUUUGGACUAACCAUUCAAAUGUUGACAUUAUCGCCACCGAAAAAUCGAUUGAAAUCACAAAAAAUUGAUAAUGGUAAUCAACAAAUCAUUCGUUUCACUGAUCAAGAUUUGGGCGAUUUGGAUCGUCAAGAUAUUGAAAUGGUGGGCAGCCCAUUACAUUGGGUUAAACAUCGACGAUUGAUGGAAAAAUUGAUAAAUAUUUAUAAAUUUCCAUUGAAUAUUCGAAAUCUUAAUGGUGAAACACCGUUACAUGUUAUGGUCAGACGUAAACGAAUUCGAUGCGUCAUUACAUUAUUGUGUUCGGGAGCAAAAAUUGAUGCAAAAAAUAAAUUCGGUAACACGGCAUUACAUCGAGCAAUUAAAGCUGAUGAAAUAACAUUGUCACAGGCAUUGAUCGUGUUUGAUGCCAAUAUUGAUGCUAUCAAUAAUCGUAAAGAAUCAAUCAGACAUUUAGCAGCAUUGGCCAGUACACGAGAUCAGUCAUUUUUUUCACAACACAUUCUAUAUCUAGUAUCAUCAUUGGGUGCACGAAGAUGUCCCAAAGAUAUGGUUAAUUGUAAUUCAGGUUGUAGUUAUGAUGGAGAUUUUGAAGGACGAUGGAAUUUUGUCAUCAUGGAUUUAACUAAUCAAUAUGAAGCGAUUUUUAGUAAUCUAAAAAAUUCAGAAAUGUUUGAUAAAGAAAUGGAAAAAAGUGAUGAAGAAAUUGCCAAUGAUAAAAAUGGUGUGAAUAUGCUCUGUCUAGAUGGCGGUGGUAUACGUGGUUUAAUAAUCGUACAGGUGAUGCUCGAAUUCCAGAAACACAUGGAACGACCAUUUAUUGAUUAUUUUAAAUGGAUUAUUGGCACAAGUACCGGUUCAUUGGUUGCCACCUAUAUGGUUAUUGGAAAAACAUUAGCCGAGAUACGUAAUAUUUAUUUUCAAUUCAAAGACAAAGUAUUUGUCGGUACUCGUCCAUAUGAUCCAGAACCAUUGGAAUGUUUAAUUAAAGAAUAUUUGGGACCCAAUCUGAUGAUGAAAGAUUUGAAAGGCAAAUAUGGAAAAAAUGUUAUCAUACCAGCCACCCUUCAUGAUCGAGUGCCGAUGAAAUUACAUUUAUUUCGUAGUUAUCCAUCACAUUUGGAACUAUUAAAAAAACCUGAUUAUGAUCGUGGAUUUGCUCGACAUCCUUGCCAGGAUCAAAUAGUGUGGAAAGCAUGCCGUGCUUCAGGUGCUGCUCCAACCUAUUUCAAUUCAUUUGGACCAUUUAUUGACGGUGGUAUAAUGUCCAAUAAUCCGGCCAUCGAUGCAUUGACUGAAUUCGAAUUCUAUAAUAAUGCUUUGAAACAAGUUGGCCGAUCUGAUGAAUGUGAAAAGCUUCGUUUUGUAUUAUCAUUAGGCACUGGCCGUCAACAGACCGAGUCUUGUAAACCGAUUGAUAUUUCACGAAUUUCAUUAAGUUUAAUGGAAGUGAAUAAUCAGAUUCGUUAUAUAUAUCAAAUGACCAAUCUGCUUCUGUAUGAACUUUGUAAUACUGAUAAUCAUAUUGUAAACAGAGCCGAAGGAUUUUGUUCAGCAGCCAACAUACUGUUUUUUCGUAUCAAUCCACAAUUCAACAAAUUAAUUGAGUUAGAUGAAACAUUGGAUUUCAAAAUUGUCAAUCUACUUUGGGAAACUAAACGAUUCAUGUAUCUAAAACGUAAUGAAGUAGAACAGAUAGUGAAAUAUUUGAAAAAAUUUACCCAAUUCCCUGAGCAGCAAAAUGUCAACAAAUGAUAGAUGAUUAUUAUCAUCAUCAUCAUCAUCAAUAAAGAUGAAAAAUAAAAUCAACACACAGGAUUCUUAAGAAUUCGAAAAAAAAGUUGAAUAUGAAUGAACAAAAAAAAAUUCUUUAUUUAAUAGAAAUAAGCAAUAACUAAAUUUUCAUCGAAAUUAAAUUGUA
Molecule: messenger RNA, 2704 nt
Organism: Dermatophagoides farinae (American house dust mite)
Lineage: Eukaryota; Metazoa; Arthropoda; Arachnida; Sarcoptiformes; Pyroglyphidae
Product: 85/88 kDa calcium-independent phospholipase A2
Biological process (GO): positive regulation of ceramide biosynthetic process; lipid metabolic process
Cellular component (GO): mitochondrion
Molecular function (GO): long-chain fatty acyl-CoA hydrolase activity; protein binding
Source: RefSeq, a predicted model, not a curated record